This is a messenger RNA of Nothobranchius furzeri (turquoise killifish), 1309 nucleotides long. RefSeq names its product proteasome 20S subunit alpha 8 (gene psma8). The record is from RefSeq and is a predicted model, not a curated record. Gene Ontology annotation, cellular component: proteasome core complex; proteasome core complex, alpha-subunit complex; nucleus. Lineage: Eukaryota; Metazoa; Chordata; Actinopteri; Cyprinodontiformes; Nothobranchiidae. Gene Ontology annotation, biological process: proteasomal protein catabolic process; ubiquitin-dependent protein catabolic process.
AUCGCAGUUUAAAGGUUACGCGCAUGCGCUGAUUUGUGAACGCAAAACGAGUGAGCGGCUAUUUGCUAACUAGCUGAAUCAUCUGGUUGAGGUUGCUCUGUUUCCUUUAUUCGUUUGAUUGGGAUUGUCUUGCAGUGCAAUGGCGGCAAGAUAUGAUAGAGCUAUCACUGUCUUUUCUCCCGACGGCCACCUGUUUCAAGUGGAGUAUGCACAAGAAGCUGUAAAGAAAGGCUCUACAGCGGUGGGAAUCAGGGGUAAAGACAUUGUUGUCCUCGGUGUGGAGAAGAAAUCUGUGGCAAAGUUGCAGGAGGAAAGGACUGUUCGUAAGAUAUGUGCCCUGGAUGAACACGUCUGCAUGGCAUUUGCAGGUCUGACGGCAGAUGCCCGUAUCGUGAUAAACAGAGCUCGGGUUGAGUGCCAGAGCCACAGGCUAACGGUUGAGGACCCAGUCACAGUGGAAUACAUCACACGAUACAUAGCAACACUGAAACAACGCUAUACGCAAAGCAAUGGCCGCAGACCAUUUGGAAUCUCUGCGUUAAUCGUUGGCUUUGACUAUGAUGGAACUCCCAGGUUGUAUCAGACAGAUCCAUCAGGAACAUACCAUGCGUGGAAGGCAAAUGCAAUCGGCCGUAGUGCAAAAACUGUUAGGGAAUUCUUGGAGAAGAAUUACACAGAUGAGGCCAUUGCUGGGGACAACGAGGCCAUCAAGUUGGCUAUCAAAGCUUUGCUUGAGGUGGUUCAGUCGGGAGGAAAAAACAUUGAACUUGCCGUCAUCAGACGAAAUCAGCCACUUAAGAUUUUGGAAUCCAAGGAGAUUGAGACUCUGGUGGCCGAGAUCGAGAAGGAAAAGGAAGAAGAAGCUGAGAAGAAGAAGCAGAAAAAAUCCACUUGAAUCUUUUGACAUAAUCUUUAUUGCACUUCUUGGAUGGCAAUAGAAUGUUUGGAUUAUCAAUACCAGUUACAGAGAAUAACAAGUGCAUGUCAUUGUAAAGAUCUGAGUCCUGACUUCUGAUGAGUGUUUUCACGCAUUGCUCAACUAGCUAAAAAGGUUUAGACACACCUGAUUUAAAAUCAGUGGUUCAGACCAUUUUUUUCCUUUCUUUUGAUGCUGUUCCUGUGAAGUUGCGCUGCGCCAAAGUCAGGAUUCAGAUCUUUUCGCCACGCUCACAGGAUGUUUUCAUUAUUCAACAAAAAGCUCAGAUGUUGCCGAAUCUCAAACAUCAGAAUGAAUUUGUUUGAACUUUCAGAAACAAACUGUAACGAAAUAUUCAAUAAAAGUGGAUUUUUUUAAACAUGUUCUACAAAA